CACUCGGAGCAUUACGGCACGGUGAGGUGGGGGGGAGGCGGUGAGCCCCCCCCGGCCCGGGAUUGGCGGGCGCAGCGCUCGGAGCGUUACGGCGCGGCCGUGCCCGCAGCGGAGCUGUCCGCGGUGCUGACCGCCGCCGGCCAUGGGCUCGCCGCCGCCCGCCCUGCUCCUGCCGCUCCUCGCCGCUCUGCUCCGUGCACCGGCCGACGGCUUCAACGGGGUGGCGAGGAAAGCCGGGGAGAGCGCUGAGGCCGAAGGGGAGCCCACGGCGCUGCCCACGCCGGCAGAGCGGGAGGCAGAGGCUCGUUUUGUCAGCACGGCGCCCACGUUGAAGCUUCUCAACCACCACCCGCUGUUGGAGGACCUGCUGCACGAAGCCUUCCUGAAGAAGGACUACCUGGGCCAGGCACCGUUCCUGCCCGGUGACCCUGGUCCCCUCCUGCCUGCUGAUGCUCUCCAGCCAGACCCUGGCCCCCCAGCCCCUGAGCCCCCCCCACGCACCCCCGCCCUGCCCAGGGCCGCCUUCCCCACCGACCCGCUGACCACACCAGCGGGACAUCCAGGGCCAUGGGGAGAGGCAUGGGGGGUCGUGCCAGCUGCCAAUCCCUCGUGGUCCCCGCUUGGGGUGCCAGAGUCGGUCCCCGUGUCCCCCAGCCAGGCACCUGCCACCCCUGGCACAUCCCUGGGAUCCCAUACUGGGGUCACUGUGGUCCCCGGGGAUGAGGAGGGGACUACCACCACCUCCACCAUUACCACCACCACUGUCACCACGCUGCAGGGACCAGCCCCCUGCAACCGGACACUGGCGGGUCCCGAGGGCUGGCUGGUGUCCCCAGAGCCAGUCGCUGUCCCCUAUGAUGUCAGCCUGGACUGCACCUACACCGUCUCUGUCUACCCUGGCUAUGGCGUGGAGCUCAAGGUCCACAACAUCAGCCUGGCUGAGGGGGAGACGCUGACGGUGGAGAGCAUGGGGGGGCUGGAGCCCAUCCUCCUGGCCAACGAGUCCUUCCUGCUGCGGGGCCAGGUCAUCCGCAGCCCCGCCAACCUCCUCACCCUCCGCUUCCAGAGCCCCCGGCCCCCCAGCCCCGGCUCCUACUGCUUCCACUACCAAGCCUACCUGCUGAGCUGCCCCUUCCCGGCACGGCCGGCAUUUGGGGAGGUGUCGGUCAGCAGCUUGCACCCCGGCGGGGACGCCCAGUUCCGCUGCGCCGCUGGCUACCAGCUGCAAGGUGCCCACCGGCUUGUCUGCCGCAACGCCACCCGUCCCUUCUGGAGCGCCCGCGAGCCCCUCUGCCUCGCGAUGUGCGGCGGGGUGGUCCGAAACGCCACGGUGGGACGCAUCAUCUCGCCCGGCUUCCCCGGGAACUACAGCAACAACCUGACGUGCCACUGGCUGCUGGAGGCGCCCGCUGGCCACCGCCUGCACCUCCACUUCGAGAAGGUCUCGUUGGCUGAGGACGACGACAGGCUCAUCAUCCGCAAUGGCAACAACGUGGAGGCACCGCCAGUGUACGACUCCUACGAGGUGGAAUACCUGCCCAUCGAGGGGCUGCUCAGCACCGGGCGCCACUUCUUUGUGGAGCUCACCACCGACAGCAGCGGGGCCGCCGCAGGCAUGGCACUGCGCUACGAGGCCUUCGAGCAGGGACAUUGCUACGAGCCCUUUGUCAAGUAUGGGAAUUUCACGGCCAGCGACCCCCGGUACCCCGUGGGCACCACAGUGGAGUUCACGUGCGACCCUGGCUACACGCUGGAGCAGGGCUCCACCAUCAUUGAAUGCGUCGACCCCAACGACCCGCAGUGGAAUGAGACUGAGCCGGCAUGCCGCGCGGUGUGCAGCGGGGAGCUGACGGACACAGCUGGCGUUGUGCUGUCACCCAACUGGCCGGAGGCGUACGGCAAGGGCCAGGACUGCAUCUGGGGGCUGCAUGUGGACGAGGACAAGCGUGUCAUGCUGGACGUCCGCGUGCUGCGACUGGGCACGGGGGACGUGCUGACUUUCUAUGAUGGGGACGACCUGACGGCGCGCAUCCUGGGCCAGUACACGGGUGCCCGUGGCCGGUUCAAGCUCUACGCCUCCAGUGCCGAUGUCACCGUCCAGUUCCAGUCGGACCCCGGCGCCGGUGCCUUUGCCUAUCGUCAAGGCUUUGUCAUCCACUUCUCUGAGGUCCCCCGUAAUGACACCUGCCCUGAGCUGCCAGACAUUGCCAAUGGCUGGAAGACGUCCUCACAGCCAGAGUUGCUCCAUGGCACCGUGGUCACCUACCAUUGCUACCCUGGUUUCCAGCUGUCCGGCACCGACCUCCUGAUGUGCCACUGGGAUCUGACGUGGAGUGGUGACCUGCCCUCCUGCGAGAGGGUGACCUCCUGCCGGGACCCUGGAGAUGCCGAGCACAGCCGCAGGGUGGUCUCCAGCCCUAAAUUCCCAGUGGGAUCCACUGUGCAGUACAUCUGCGACAAGGGCUACAUCCUGGCAGGCACCGGGACCCUCACCUGCCACGAUCGCAUUGCGGGGGGACCCAAGUGGAGUGACCGUCUCCCCAAGUGCAUCCCGGAGACGUAUGAGCCUUGCCACAACCCCGGUGUGCCGGCGGGCGGGCGGCAGAGCCCUGAGCGGCGGUUGUACCCGGCGGGAGCCACCUUACGCUUCUCCUGCACCGCCGGCCGGGCGCUGCUGGGCGAGGGCAGCCUGCACUGUCUGCCCGGGCACCCCUCGCGCUGGAGCGGGUCACCCCCCAUCUGCAAAGCGACCUCCUACGAUGAGUUUUACAGCAACCGUAACCUGGAUGCUGUGGCCAAGGCUGUGCCCUCCGGGACGGCACUGGAAGGCACCAACGUUGCCAUCGCCAUCUUCCUGCCCGUGCUGGUGGUGGCCCUGCUCAUCGGGGGCAUUUAUCUCUACUUCUCCAAGCUCCAGGGGAAGCCAGCCCUGCAGCUGCCCCUCACUGGCUCCCACCCCUACGACCACAUCACCGUGGAGUCGGCUUUUGACAACCCCACCUACGAGACAGGAUCUGUUUUCUUUGCAGGAGACAAGGGAAUAUGAGGUGUCCAUCUAGGCGUGGGCAGCGUGGAGCUGGGCGCUGCAGCCACCCCUCCUGGGCCCCCCCGUGCCCACUGGCCCCCCGCAUGGGCCGGGCACACCUCUCCCGAGGAGACACAGGCCAAGCGCUCGGUGGGACAGACCAGGGCACUGGCCACCCCCCGUCACCCCCAGCCCACCUGGACCCCCGUGGGGUCUGCCCGAGCCCCACUGUCACCCAACUCCCCACCCCAGGCUUCGGGAUGCUGAGCCAGUGGGGGCCCCAUCCAGCCCCCUGGCCCCCACAGGGGCACAGCAGCCCCCCAGCCCCCCGUGAUGGAGGAGGGACCUGGGCAGGGGGAGUGAGGCUGUGGGGACUCCCCAGGUAAGGACAGGGCUCCCCGGGGCUCCAACACACAGGGGGCAGCAGGAUGCCCUGCAGAACCCCGGGGAGGGACCAGGGGGCUGGGGUGGCCAUGGGGGUGCACCCCCCCCACCCCUCGCCCACCCCCAGCACAGGGCCUGCCCCCCCCUGCACCCCCGUGUCUCUCAGCACCGUCACGCAGGGUCGUGUCCCCCCACCGUGCCCCGAGCAUGCUGCGUCCCCUCGGUCCCCACGCUUGCUUCACCCUCCCCGGGGCGUCCCCUCCGCCAUGGGCGUGACCCCCCCGCACGUCCCGGCACCCCAGCAGCGCCGGAUCCGGGCUGACAGCCCGGGGGGACGGGGGGACAGGGGGGCACCGGGCGUGGCUGUGCCCCCGCCGCGUCCCGCCCGGGCUGGUGGCCUCGGCCCCAGCCGUGCCACCCCGGUCUGGAGAGGGUGCCCCCCCCCCCAUCUUUUGGUUGUUUCAUUAAUAAAACUGGUGUUUUAGAAGAA
Messenger RNA from Columba livia (rock pigeon), 3899 nucleotides. RefSeq names its product seizure related 6 homolog (gene SEZ6). NCBI's taxonomy places the organism in Eukaryota, Metazoa, Chordata, Aves, Columbiformes, Columbidae. Bases 143 to 3046 code for a protein of 967 amino acids. The record is from RefSeq and is a predicted model, not a curated record. The transcript is spliced from 17 exons. Gene Ontology annotation, biological process: synapse maturation; regulation of dendrite development; regulation of protein kinase C signaling. Gene Ontology annotation, cellular component: dendritic shaft; dendritic spine; neuronal cell body.